GUCAUUGCCGUGUUUGACUUCAACUCAAAACGAAGGCUUUCCUUCUUUUAGUUUUCUACUCUCGCUGGAACACACAAACACGGUACCGCAGCUGCCACAGAGAUUUCAUUCUUGCACUUUCAUUUUGCAUCUCCCAAGAACAACAACAAUAACUUGCUUGCUCAGCACUCUACCACCAACAAAAGGAUUGUUAUUGGUGGCGGUGGCUCUUCUUUUAAGCCUAAUCUGCUACUUCUUCUUCUUCUUCUCGUGUCUGUAAAGAGGGUUUCAAAGUAGAAUUGAUCUCUGAAACAAACACACAGAGAAAGAUGAGAAGAGCUGCAAAUAAUAAUGGUAGAGCAGUCAACAACACUAUGGAUACUAUAAACGCUGCUGCCUCUGCCAUCGCAGCUUCUGCCCAAAAUCGCGCUUCUCAACCAACUCAACAGAAGAAAAAAUGGGGAAGCUUGUUGAACAUAGCUGGGUGCUUUGGAUAUCACAGGAAUCGAAAGCGUAUCGGGCACGCAGUCCUUGCUCCAGAAACAGCACCUUCUCGUGCAGAUCCUACUGCACCUGCUGCCGUUAUCUCAACACAAGUUCCUACCAUAACACUUCCCUUUGUGGCACCUCCCUCUUCACCUGCCUCUUUCUUUCAAUCAGAACCGCCUUCAACCGCGCAAUCUCCGGUUGGUAUUGUAUCCCUCAAGUCUGUGUCUGCCAGUAUGUACUCUCCUGGUGGCCCUGCUUCAAUCUUUGCAAUCGGCCCUUACGCGCACGAAACGCAAUUGGUUUCGCCGCCUGUUUUCUCGGCAUCAUCCACUGCUCCUUUCACUCCACCUCCUGAGUCUGUCCACUUGACCACGCCGUCUUCGCCUGAGGUGCCCUUUGCUCAGCUACUUGACCCACAAUAUAGGAAUGGAGAGACCUAUCAAAGGAUCCAAAUAUCUCACUAUGAUUUCCAAUCCUAUCAGUUUCAACCAGGUAGCCCGGUUGGUCAACUCAUAUCACCUAGGUCCGCCAUCUCAGCUUCUGGAACCUCGUCGCCGUUUCCAGACACCGAGUUUCCUGCUGGUGGCUCCCAUAUACUUGACUUGCAAGCAGCAGACCCUUCCAAGCUUCUUAACUUGGAGAAAUUUUCCGCUCAUGAGAACCGCAAGUCAAAAGAAAGUUCUGGGUCUAUAACACCUGAUGCUGCAAGGUCCACAACUCAAGGAAAUUUUCUUCCAAAUCAUUGGGUUUCUGAGAUCAAAAUGUCUCCACAUCCGAGCAAUAAUGGCUUGAGUGAGAUCAGUUUAAGCCAUAGGGUAUCAUUUGAAUUAUCUGCCCAAAAAGGAAUGAGAUGUGUGGAAAACAAACUGCCAUCACCAUCAUCAUCAGCAUGGACUAAGGUACUGUCAAAAUUGAAAUAUGAAGCAGCAGCAACGGUAGACAAAGAAGAAAGUUGUAGAGAAACUAGGCAUGUUGAUGACCAAAAGGUAGCAGCAGCUGAAACUCCAAAUGAUGCAGCCAAACAAACCAAUUUGGGUGCAGAGGAUGCAGUAGUUGAUGAGAAGGAUGAGUCCUUAACCCUUUCUUCUGGCAAGGAAUUCAAAUUCACCAAUGCAGAUGGUGCAGAUUCUCAUGGCCCCAAUAUAGUUGCUGAUUGGUGGGCUAAUGAGAAAGUUGCAGGCAAGGAAGGAGGGGCCUCCAAGGACUGGUCUUUUUUCCCAAUGAUUCAACACAGUGUGAGCUAACCAAUUAUCAAUAAGGGCUUAUUCAUGGACUUGCUAGAAUAUGCCAUUGUUUCCUUAAUUUUGUGCAGUAGUACUGCUGUGGGGUAGCAGACUAAACAAACAAACAGCACAGGUGCCAAUUGAAUCAUAGUAACUUAAGAUUGGGCAGUCUAACACACAGUGAUGGGGAUCUUUUUUCCACUUUCAAUGGCCCCAAAAACAUCUGCAAGUUUUCCGUAGUUUUAUAUGUUUUUUCUAUUUUCUAUUUCUUACCAAGAAUGGUUACAGAUAGUUGUACAGUUUUAGCUUCUGUAACUUUGUAUCCUUUUUACCUGUAAUAUGUUCCUAUAUAAAUAUAAAUAUUUUUGACAGUGACA
Molecule: messenger RNA, 2068 nt
Organism: Arachis duranensis
Lineage: Eukaryota; Viridiplantae; Streptophyta; Magnoliopsida; Fabales; Fabaceae
Exons: 2
Coding region: 309-1712 (467 amino acids)
Source: RefSeq, a predicted model, not a curated record